Electrophorus electricus (electric eel) is the source of this 1619-nucleotide messenger RNA. It is a transcript of the gene med27, whose product is annotated as mediator complex subunit 27. The record is from RefSeq and is a predicted model, not a curated record. NCBI's taxonomy places the organism in Eukaryota, Metazoa, Chordata, Actinopteri, Gymnotiformes, Gymnotidae. Gene Ontology annotation, biological process: regulation of transcription by RNA polymerase II. Gene Ontology annotation, molecular function: transcription coactivator activity. Gene Ontology annotation, cellular component: mediator complex.
UUCGUCGCACAACAAUGGCGGAUGUUAUGAACGUUGGUGUGAAUUUAGAAGCCUUUUCUCAAGCAAUUAAUGCUAUUCAAGCACUUAGAUCAAGUGUAACGAGAGUUUUCGACUCACUGAAAGAUGGAAUGAAAAAUAAGGAAACCCUUGAAGGACGUGAAAAAGCGUUUAUAACAGAUUUCCAGGAUAAUUUGCAAUCAGUGAAUCGCGACUUGAACGAGCUGGAGCGUCUGAGCACUCUGGUCGGCCGGCCGUCAGAGUCCCAUCCCUUACACAACAGUGGCUUACUCAGUUUGGACCCAGUGCAAGACAAAACCCCUCUGUACAGCCAGCUUCUCCAGGCUUAUAAAUGGUCCAACAAGUUGCAGUACCAUGCAGGCCUAGCCUCCAGCCUCCUAAACCAGCAGUCACUCAAGCGCUCAGCCAAUCAGAUCGGAGCUUCAGCAAAGAGGAGACCCAAAGUACAGCCCAGCACCCUGGUCCUGCCCAUCCAGUAUGUAGACGACGUGAUCUCUAGGAUUGGCCGCAUGUUCCCUGACCUGUCCAUCGAGCUCUUCCGGCCCAACGGAACGUCGGCUGUGCUUCUGGUGACCCUGGGAAAGGUGCUUAAAGCUAUCGUGGUGAUGAGGAGCCUGUUCAUUGACCGCACCAUUGUCAGGGGAUACCACGAGAACGUGCACUCGGAAGACGGCAAGCUGGAUAUUUGGUCAAAGUCCAACUACCAAGUGUUUCAAAAGGUGACUGACCACGCCACCACGGCCCUGCUGCACUACCAGCUCCCCCAGAUGCCCGACGUGGUGGUGCGUUCCUUCAUGACAUGGCUGAGGAGUUACAUCAAGCUUUUCCAGACUCCGUGUCAGCGCUGCGGCAGGUUCCUGCAGGACGGACUUCCGCCCACCUGGAGGGACUUCCGCACCCUCGAGGCCUUCCACGACACCUGCAGGCAGUGACGUGGACCCCGACCCAGGGCAACGCCCCUACCACCAGCACCUGCCUGUAGGGGGUGCCAGCUGCAGUCUGAUACAAGGGACUCAAUUACAAGAAGAAGAUGCGACUCUCCUGACUCUGAAAAAUGUUUUGACAGUAGAAGUGGCGAUUACACUGGACAUGCCAAAUGGAAAGCCUAGACCAGCAGCUUCAGUACUCCCGGCCUGUGCCACAUACAUGGAUACCCACAUACUGUCUUGAGUAUUGCAUGCCAUGCAUCUCCUCACAAUAAAGCACAUUCUGUACUCAGAAAUGUGAACGAUCUCCCCCCCCCCCCCUCUGUUCAGGUUUGUGAGAAGCUGUUCAGCUGUUUUACUGGGAAGGAAGACUGUUGUCAGGAAAGGUUAACACCAGGCGUACGUAUGUGGCAUGCUUAACUUGCAUAAAUUUGUGGACUACAUUUUAUUGUCCUUGGUUUCACUUUUUUCCUAAAAGAACAAGGUAUUUCAGUGAAGAACAGCAUAGGUAAAUGUUUUUCGUUUGAGUGCUUUUUAAUAUCCUUCUUGUCAUUUGAUUAUUUUAUGCUUCCCCCUAGGGAUGUUAGGGACCUGAACUACUAACUAGGUCAUAACCUCAUGAAUUCCAUGAUUGCUGCCUCUUUAUGUGAUUGAAUAAAAAAUGCUAUCUGGGUU